Messenger RNA from Pediculus humanus corporis (human body louse), 210 nucleotides. RefSeq lists its product as uncharacterized. The coding region runs from base 1 to 210 and encodes 69 amino acids. NCBI's taxonomy places the organism in Eukaryota, Metazoa, Arthropoda, Insecta, Psocodea, Pediculidae. The record is from RefSeq and is a predicted model, not a curated record. The transcript has 3 exons.
AUGGCUGACAUUGUUUCUCCUAUGGUUUCGGCAUCUUUUGUCCGACAAGGAAACGAAACCGCAAGAAUCGAAUUUCACACACACACAAAAAAACAAACGCAUGGACUCUACUCGAACAUGACGAGAAUUUUCGGAGAAGAGAAAAAGGUUGAAAUCAUCGAUAUGGAUGAUGGACACAUUAAAAGACCGCGGACGCUCCUCACACAAUAA